Aaosphaeria arxii CBS 175.79 is the source of this 499-nucleotide messenger RNA. RefSeq lists its product as uncharacterized. Lineage: Eukaryota; Fungi; Ascomycota; Dothideomycetes; Pleosporales. Bases 83 to 403 code for a protein of 106 amino acids. The transcript is spliced from 3 exons. The record is from RefSeq and is a predicted model, not a curated record.
UAUCGAGAGCAUCCUCCACAUUGUGGUAGAUGAAAGUAGCAACAGCGAGGAAUACAGGUGCAGUGGUCCUUGCCUCGUCACAAUGGCAGCACGCAGUCGGCCCCGAGGUGGGCAUAUGAAGGAAGAGCUCGACGAGGAACGUUCUAUCUGGAGUCAGAUUCGUGAUGACGCAAAACGCAUCGAUUCUCUUCUGACAAGGGACGUGGAGAUUGUGGCAUCAAAUACAACAAUUGGCAAAAGACAUGGAUGCAUUGUUGGUAAGAGUGAUGGGACUGCUGACAAAAUCUUAUACUUGUCGGUACCGGGCGAUGGGAGGCCUUCAACGUUACUUUUUUUGCGACCAACUCGACUUUCUCAAUCAGGCGAUGCGCUUACACUGCUCUACAUUUACAUGCUAUUGUAAAACAUUUCGAACUAACAACUCUACAGGCCCAAUCAAACGCUGCUAGCAAGAAGAUCGUUGAUUUGACUGCGCAACAAGAGGCUCUUAUCAAACGGG